Molecule: messenger RNA, 1164 nt
Organism: Canariomyces notabilis
Lineage: Eukaryota; Fungi; Ascomycota; Sordariomycetes; Sordariales; Chaetomiaceae
Exons: 1
Biological process (GO): molybdenum incorporation into molybdenum-molybdopterin complex; Mo-molybdopterin cofactor biosynthetic process
Cellular component (GO): cytoplasm
Molecular function (GO): molybdopterin molybdotransferase activity
Source: RefSeq, a predicted model, not a curated record
GUCUCCCUGCGGGACACGACGGGGGCCACCGCGGCCCACGAUAUCACCAGUCCCAAGUCCAUACCCGAGUAUGACACGUCGGCUAUGGAUGGUUAUGCCAUUCACUCACACACCACAGCGAACGCGUCUCCUGUGACCCCAGUGCUUUUCAGGGUGCAGGGAAGUCUAGCAGCAGGGGAUGAUCCGCGAAGCAUUUCCUGGCCUACUCCCAACACGGUUGACGAAAUGGAGUUGAACUCGUGCGUGGAGAUCAUGACAGGCGCCAUCUUUCCUGAUCGUGCAUCAACGGGAAAGCCGUACGACGCCUGUGUCAGAGUAGAGGAUGCCAAGAUCGUGGACACACCGCUACAUGGAGGCGGUAGAACCAUCGCUGUAUCACACCCGGUUACGCCAGGCGUUAACAAGAGGUUGGCCGGCAAUGACAUCCGCGAAGGAGAUGUCAUGGUCAGAAAGGGGCAGGUAAUCCGGCCAGCACACAUCCUAGCGCUGGCCGCUGUCGGGAUUCAGUCGAUUCCGGUUGUACCAAAACUCCGUGUAGCCAUCGUGUCAACGGGGAGGGAACUGAUCAACGGAAAAGGAGCCACAAAGGACGCCAACGGCCCGUAUCUAACAGUGGCUAUCAGAGAAAUGGGCGCAGAUGCGGAUUUUGUCGGCAUUAUCGGCGACGACCCGACAGCUUUACAGGACCACGUCCAGAACCUGGUCGACUCGGGUUUGUACGAUCUCAUCUUGACAAGCGGCGCCGUCUCGAAGGGCAGGUUUGAUCACGUCAGGGCCGUUCUCGACAAGACCAAGGCGGAGAUUAUCUUCCAUGGCUUGGCCAUUCGACCUGGCCACCCCGUGUUAUUCGCACUCUUGCCUGAAAAGAAGGGCAGGAGAAUUCCUCUGUUCGGCCUGCCGGGCAACCCCGGGGCAGCAGCCGCCUGCUUUCGGCUUCUGACGGUGCCCUACCUCCGAGCCGUCCAGGGGCAACCGAUGGAACAGCCCAUCCGAGCAGUCUUGCAGUCCGAAUGCGCGCGGAAAACAACACACCCGCCACCGGGGACGGACUGGUUCCGACACGGCACCCUCUCGGCGUCGUCCACCGGACAGCUGACGGUCCAUCCGACCCCCGAACAAAGCCCCGCCAAGCUGGGUCCCUUUCUCUCGGCCAACUGCUGGAUC